Molecule: messenger RNA, 2331 nt
Organism: Limulus polyphemus (Atlantic horseshoe crab)
Lineage: Eukaryota; Metazoa; Arthropoda; Merostomata; Xiphosura; Limulidae
Product: protein SET-like
Exons: 7
Coding region: 95-967 (290 amino acids)
Biological process (GO): nucleosome assembly
Cellular component (GO): chromatin; nucleus
Molecular function (GO): histone binding; chromatin binding
Source: RefSeq, a predicted model, not a curated record
CGCAUGCGUGUAAAACAUUUGGUAAAGACAGUGUAUUAGAAGUAGGCUUAGGGUACUGCGUUUUUGGGAUUAGUGUUAUUUGGAAAGAUACAAAAUGUCUGCAACAGGAGUUGCACCUAAAAAGAUAAAGAAAGCUGACGGUUCAAGUUCUACUGGAGAUGCUGACGAAAACAGUAGAGAUUUUGAUCCAGAAACUCAAAAGUCGUUAGAGGAUAUCGACGCUUGCCAGAAUGAAAUUGAUGUUUUGAAUGAAAAAGCAAGUGAAGAAAUUCUUAAAGUCGAACAAAAAUAUAAUAAGUUAAGAAAACCCUUCUUUGAGAAAAGAAAUGAUUUAAUUAAGAAGAUACCAAAGUUCUGGGCGACCGCUUUUGUCAAUCAUCCACAAAUUUCAGCAAUUUUGGACGAGGAGGAAGAAGAUUGUUUAAGUUUUAUGUGCAAACUAGAAGUGGAGGAGUUUGAAGACAUCAAGUCUGGUUACAGAAUCAAAUUCUUCUUUGAUGAAAAUCCUUACUUUGAAAAUAAUGUUAUUGUGAAAGAAUUCCAACUGGGGUCAUCAGGUGAUCCUUCAUCACAUUCAACAACAAUCAAGUGGAAAGUAGGGAUGGAUCUAACCAAGAAACAAAAAGAAAGACAAGCACAAAUGAAGAACAGCCGAAAAAGAGGGCUUGAACAGCCAAAGACUUUCUUUUCUUGGUUCAGUGACCAUGGGGAUGCAUCAGCUGAUGAUAUAGCUGAGGUGAUAAAAGAUGACAUGUUUCCCAACCCACUUCAGUAUUUUCUUGUUCCAGACAUUGAAGUGGAAAAUGGUCUGGAUGGAGAUGAUGAUGACAGUGAAGAUGAGGAGGUAGAUGACUCUGUAGUUGUGGUUGAAGAAGGUGAAGAUGAUGAUGAAGGAGAAGAGGGAGAGGAAGAUGUUGAUGAGGAAGAGGUUUAUGAAGAAGGGGAUGCAGAAGAAGGUGAUGAAUGAAUACCAUCAAACUACACCUCGUGGUGUCACAAUACUGAAAGCCUCAAAAUACACAGAAUCAUCUUCACAGUCCUAACACAUUUUAGGUUUCUUCAUAUUACAGUAGGUUUUGUUGUGUAAGUUCCUAGCACUCAGUUUAGUUAAAAAAGAAGUAACAGAAUAAAGUGGCUACCAAAUUGUUUUAUUUUCAGUACAUAGCUUUUGUAUAUAUUUUUCUUCCAUAUGUAACUAGUACUUUGACAAUUUAGCUCUCAAAGUUGAUUUUUGGCCCAAUGUAUUGAACUAAUUUUCUGUUUUGUCAAAUAUUGGUUAUUGUUGCUUCAGAUUCAGGUUGUAUAUGUUUUUUUGUGCUUGUAUUAUUUUUUUUUAGGUAUGACAAAGAGACCUGAAUAAUGGUAAUUAGUUUUAUAAGAUAUAAUAUGAAGUUAUCAUUUGUAGAAACUAAGAUAAUUAAAAAUGAUGCCAUUUUAAGUUAAGUCAACUUUUUGGUUCCCCAGAGAUGAGAAAUAAAUAGACCCCUCGUUAUACACAUUGUAUUUGUAAAACUGCCAUUUGUUUAUAGAAAAGCAGAAGUAAGUAGUAAUUUGAGUUAUUAACUGCCCAUUUUAUUGGCAUAUAAAAUAGUAAUCUACAUUUAAUGACCGCUCAUAUUCUAUAUUUAUCAACUGUUUGUGAUAAUUUUAUAGAAAUCUUCUAAAUGGAUUAUUUGAAAAGCUAAAACCAAGUUCAAUUCCCAAAAGCAAAUGUUAGUAGUGUUGGAAUUACAUACAUAAUAUUGUAUAUAAAACCUGCUUCUUCUCACUAACAGAAUAGUCCAGAAAAGGAGGCAUAUCUUAUGAAAAAAAAAUUACAGUGGUUGAUUAAAUUUUUUUUAAUUAGGUGACACAAAAAUGUUUUGCAUAUUAUUUAGCUGUACGUUUUGCAUAUUAUUUAGCUGUAUGUUUUGAAUGCACUGUAUAUACUCCAGUUUAUACUAGACGACUUAAUGGGCAGUGCUUUCAAAAACUGCCAUAUAUUGUUCUGUUUUUAAACAUUUGAAAAGCACAUUUUUGAUUUCUGGAGAAAACCAAUACACUAGUGUGUGUAUGUGUAAAAUAUGUUAAAGACCCCAUAAAAUAUGAAAAAUCUUUUAUAUUCUGAAAAUAAAAUUAAAAAAUGUUUUGUUACAUUGGCAACACUCUCUUAUGACCAUUUAACAUCAACUCUUGCAAACUGGGCUAAAAUAUUCAUUUUUCAAGUUUUGCCAGUCAUUGUCCACUUUCCCUGUGGUUGUUUCUGCUCUCAUAACAAUCAUUUGUAUUUAAGAUCUUGAAGAGUGUUGAUGAUGAUGUAAACAUGUUUCUUAAUAAAUCUUUAUAAAACUA